Messenger RNA from Nothobranchius furzeri (turquoise killifish), 3680 nucleotides. RefSeq names its product zinc finger protein 664. The record is from RefSeq and is a predicted model, not a curated record. Gene Ontology annotation, biological process: regulation of transcription by RNA polymerase II. NCBI's taxonomy places the organism in Eukaryota, Metazoa, Chordata, Actinopteri, Cyprinodontiformes, Nothobranchiidae. Gene Ontology annotation, molecular function: DNA-binding transcription factor activity, RNA polymerase II-specific; RNA polymerase II cis-regulatory region sequence-specific DNA binding.
AACACGCUAGUUUUGAUCUUCAUUACAACCUCGCUAAUUUCUUACAAAACCUUACUUUGACAUGAUUUAUGAAAUGUGUCACAAGCUGUGAGAGAGGCGUCUUUACAGACGGAUCUAAACAAUUACUCAUCAGACGCGAGAAAGCAGACUGUGAACAGAACAUCAGAAAGGUUUAAUUAUUAGAAGGUAACUUCGUUACCACAAGGUUUUUGUGGCUCAGUAAAGAGUACUGGACGAUACCCAAUAUAAUAAACACAGGCCUUUAGUACAUUGGGCUUUUCUCUACUUUUUUGUGUUUCAUUUAGAGUUAAAAGUAUUUUUGUGUUGACCUGUUGCUGUGUGGUUCUUGUAAAUCAUGGAUUACACAUACAUGUGCUUAUUAAAGAGCAAGUCACCCCUUACAAGAAGCGUACUUCACUCCCACUUCAUGUUUGAAAAAUGCAACAAAUGCUGUUGCCUAGCAGACCGAGAGGGUGGAGCCACUAACAAAUACACACACUCAUGACAUCAUAAUGUACCAGUUUACAUCAUAGCAUACCUCUUAGCCAAUAGCGGUGGCAGAUUUAAAUUCAAAUGCAGUGCAGAGUUUUUACCUGACAACGGCACAACACUGACAGUUUCAGGCAGAAAAUUUAAAUUUUAACUAAAAUGCACUAAAGUGCAAAACUAUUGACGACACGUGUCUGCAGCACGAUUAGACACACAUUUAUAUAGUUUAUCAGAAAAAAAUAGUUGAUUUGGGGGUGACUUGCUCUUUAAAUAUCCAGCUCCAGUUAUUAAUGUGUCAUUUGAUCACAGUUUAAUUACACAUAAAUGCUCUGUUAUGGAAAAAAAUAAUAUUUAUUAAUUCUUGAUCAUGGACUCAAUCAACUGAAUGUAACAUGUAUUGCUCCAUGUCUUUCUGCAUGCCCACUAGUUCAGAACUCACACACACACACACACACACACACACACACACACACACACACACACACACACACACACACACACACACACACACACACACACACACAUAAUCUCUCUCUCUCUCUUCCAUCUCUCCAUAAAUGAACUCUGUGACAGGGUGUUCGGGGCAUUUUGCCUCGUGCAUUUUGCCACAGUUAUAACUGUUUGACUUGUCUGCUCAUUGUCUCCUUCUCUCUUCACUAUAGGUAAUGAGUUAUUGAUAAACAUACUGAUAAAAUCCAUGACAUUAUUUGGUCCUUCAAAAGCUGGGGUCCCAUCACCUCGCGGCGCCAAGAGCCGACGUCGGAGGACGGUCGACUACCUAAUCUCCUCCAGCGCCGAGUUUGCUGGGGGGUCGGUGAGGUCUUGACAUCGUUAGGAGGAAUGCGGAUCCACAAACUCAAGCCCUGAGUGGAGAGAUUUGAGGACAUUUUCAACCGAGAGCUCAACAUCUUCACGAAAACGAGGUGAUUCCUGGACAGAGAGAAGAAGUGUCACCACCAGGAAAAUGUCAUCACUGGAGAAGCCUACCGACAAGACCAAGAAGCGUUACUGCUGUGACCAGUGUGACAAGAGCUUUCGACAUCCACCACAUUUAAAACGUCACCAGCAGAUUCACACUGGAGAAAAGCCAUUUCCCUGUGACCAGUGUGGGAAACGCUUUACUACCUCAGGGAAUCUGAAAACCCACCAGCGGAUUCACACCGGAGAAAAGCCAUUUCCCUGUGACCAGUGUGGGAAACGCUUUACUACCUCAGGGAAUCUGAAAACCCACCAGCGGAUUCACACCGGAGAAAAGCCAUUUCCCUGUGACCAGUGUGACAAGAGCUUUCGACAUCCACCACAUUUAAAACGUCACCAGCAGAUUCACACCGGAGAAAAGCCAUUUCCCUGUGACCAGAGUGGGAAACGCUUUCAUCAGUCAAGGGAUCUGAAACAUCACCAGCGGACCCACACUGGAGAGCAGUAACACGUGUGACUGGUUCAGAGUUUUAGUGUCUCCAUAAACAUAUUUACCUUGAUGGACCAGAUAAGUCACUUGAAUGGGUCAAAGUUUCAAGCCUCAAACAAUGUUUCAUUAAUACAAGUCUGCAUUUAACUCAAUGUGUGAAGUUUUCUUUUAAAUGCAUAAACACAACAAGCAACGAUUAUCUUUGCAUAACCAAUCAUGCAAAAUAGCUGCAUUUACAAGCUUUUGAUCCUUCUUUUUAUGUAAAAAAUCUUCUGCAACCGCUGAAUAUCAAUGUUGAAAGAGGACAGCCCAGAGUAAUGAUGCGCUCAACUGUUCAGUGCAUAGAAAAAAAAUUUAUUAUCAUUUUACUGUUGGGAAUUUUAGCUCACACCAGAAAAGUGUCUAAUGUUUUUCAGAAUAGUCAGAGGUACUUUGUGGUUUAAUAGUUGGUUUGUAAGAAACAAAAUAGCUUAAUAGGGUUUUUACAUAAUCAGACUAACUUCUAACAGCAUCAGUUCAUAGUUGAUUGUGCAAGAUGAUUAGUUAAGUAGACGUUCACGGGUUUGGAAUGAUUCAGUGGUUUUUUUACAUUUCCACUAUGGGGAUGAACUACAGACUGUUUGUGGAAACAUGUCAGGCAGUUGGAAAAUUAGACAGAUUUUAAUAUUAAUAUCAGACAUGCUGGCUGACAAGUAAAGAUUUAAAAAUUGAUUUUCUUUUUGCACAUACAAAAAUAAAUAAAUAAAUAAAUAAAUAAAUCGCUUCUCUGGGCUAAGCCCCAGAACUUCUUCAACCCGAAAUCCGCCCCUGCGAUUCAGCACGCUGAUCACCGAUUAGAUGGGACAGAUUUCCCAGCAUGCCAUGCUGUUUCUUAAAUGUUGAAAAUUAAACUAAAUUCUUUAUUUAUGCUUUACUUUUGUUCAAAGUUAAGCCAUCUUUGAUUAAAUGUAGACCUAUAUUUAUAUCUAAAAAAGCUGAGCAGACUUACAGUUAUAUGUUAACAGUGAACGAGCGACAGCAUGACUGAAACGGGUUACGGAGUUGAUGAAAAAUAAUCUAUUUAGGUGUUGAGGAGUAGAUAUCGUCAAGAAAACAGACAUGUGCACUCGUUAUUAAGAGUGUUCUUGUUCAAAAGUGGUGGGGACACGUCACUGGCGUCCAUGGUUAACGGACUAUGUCCUAUAGGACAAGAACUCCAUUUCUCUGAACAGGAAACCAUAAUAUCCAGAAUAGUCUUAUUUUUCUAACUUGAACACAGAAAAACUUCAUAAUUAAUUUUUAAAAAUGAUUUAAUAAAGCUGAAACACCAAAAGAAAUGAUAAAGAUGUAAAAGAGAAAAAUAGGACGAGGGAAGAAGAGGGAGGAAGUAGGAGAAAAAUCAGGCUCCCGUUUGUCUGAAUACGUUUUAUUGAUGUUUGUCACUCAGACAAAGAAACAAGCAGCCUUCAUGCAGGGAUGUCUGAAGAAUCCAUCUUAGACUUCCAAUUUUGAAAGAGCUCAGCUCAUUUAAAUCCAGCAGAACGGCUCCCCCUAGCGGUCAGAACGGAGCAGUGCAGCCUACAGAUGCCACCAGAUUCUCGACUGGUUUUAAUUUUAAUUGUAUAAAAAAAGAGACACAUUUUAACAAACCGUAGCAUUUUGCCUUUUAUUAUAAAUUAAACAAUUAAAUAAUCAUAUCUUCUUCAUACUUUGGGUAUUUUCUGUAUUAGUUUUGUUGCAAAAAUAUUUGAUUUUUCUUUCUUACAAGGAGCCAAAACGCUAAAUAGUUCAAAGUUUAAAGAAU